This is a messenger RNA of Ilex paraguariensis (yerba mate), 472 nucleotides long. NCBI's taxonomy places the organism in Eukaryota, Viridiplantae, Streptophyta, Magnoliopsida, Aquifoliales, Aquifoliaceae. The record is from the annotation of a GenBank genome assembly.
AUGGAAUCGUGGGACCCUCAGAAGAUGCUUGACCUUUACAUUCUUGAUUACAUGAAGAGAAACAACAUGCACGAAACUGCUGAGAUUUUCGCCAAUGAGGCUGGUGUUCCUCCAAAUCCAGCUGUGCUUAGUUCUCCUGAAGGUUUUUUGACUGAAUGGUGGUCAGUAUUCUGGGAGGUAUAUUCCUCUAGGCUACCAAGCCAUCAAGAGGCUGGGGAAGAAUCCUCUGUUAAGGCUUCUCAAAUGAUGGGGGACGAGCUACAAAAUGUCUUUCCUAUGAUGACAAGCCCAGGAAUGAAUCAGCAGAGGGCUGGACAGAUUCCUAAUGAGCUACAAAAUAUCUUUCCUAUGAUGACAAGCCCAGGACUGAAUCAGCAGAGGGCUGGACAGAUUCCUAAUGAGCUACAAAAUGUCUUUCCUAUGAUGACAAGCCCAGGAAUGAAUCAGCAGAGGGCUGGACAGAUUCCUAUUG